Molecule: messenger RNA, 1608 nt
Organism: Trematosphaeria pertusa
Lineage: Eukaryota; Fungi; Ascomycota; Dothideomycetes; Pleosporales; Trematosphaeriaceae
Exons: 3
Coding region: 1-1608 (535 amino acids)
Cellular component (GO): lipid droplet
Source: RefSeq, a predicted model, not a curated record
AUGCCUGCAUCGACCGACUCGAGCGCGACCGAUGUUGAUUCCGGCUGCGAAAACGACGCGCCGCAGGUCUCAGCGCUAUUCUUAAUAAAGUUCGACAAGAAGAUCGGAUACACAAUCGCUUGGAAGCGCUCCUGCGUCGACGUCCCGCUCGACGGCGCCGUCGAGUUCAAGUCGCUGCCCUCGGGCCUGCACGCCGUGAAGAGCGAUCUCGUGUACUUCGUGCACGAAGGCUACGCCGGGCUCAGCGCGUUCGCGAAGGGCGACGCGAGCGCGGAGGAGCGCAAUGCGAAUUUCGUCGCCGUCGGGAUCCUGGUGAGUCGGCGCUAUGGGCGGCUGGGACGGAGCUGGCUGCUUGCCGGCAGGCUGCAGAAGAUGGCGUCGAGUCUCGCGGACAACCCGGACCUGACGGCGCCGCUGGAAGAGUUCUGGGCGGAGCAGGCGAGCCCGAAGGCUUCGGCGUCGAAAGAGGGCGCGCAGAGAGGACAUAGUAGGGCGAGGGCGCUGAGUACGAUCACGGCGGUUAUACCGAGCGAUCAGUCGCUGCCGGCGUUCCAUCCUGCGCUCAGCGUGAUACAGUACCUCGAUGUGUUUGGGCCGCUGGUUUUUCGGCUGCAGCAGGCUGCGCUGUUGAGGAAGCGGAUUCUGUUUGUGGGCGCGCCGCCGGUGAGGACGUGCUGCGAGUUUGUGUAUAACCUUUCGGUCCUCUCGAGUAUACCUCCGCACGCGGCUGAGCUUCUGUCACCGGGGACGGAGGGAUUACUGCGUCUCCCUGCGCUGUUUUCUGUGGGGGUUCACGAUAUACCGCAAUUGGAACAACUGCAAGUGCCGAAAGCGAAUGGUGCGCAAGCGGCGGGGGAUGAGCUACCCUCACAGGGUUGGGUUGCAUGUACGACGGACGAGAUCUUGACGACCAAGAAAGCAUUAUACGACAUCGUCGUCGAGAUGCCACACGCAUACGACGCACCGCCUUCGAAACGAAGAUGGCCAGGUAUGAAGACAUCAGACGGCGCGCAGAUAAAAGCCAGUCAGCGGGAUCUAUGGCGGUACAAGAUGCUACAUCGCGAGCUGUGGAAGCACCGAAGACGCGCGAGCAGCACGACGGACGACGUAGACGAGGACGACGACCGCGCCGCGCUACUACGUCAGGCCAGCGAGGAGGAAGAAGAGGACGCGUUCAGCGAGAUGGACGAUUCCAUCGUCGAGCCCCUCACAUGGACACGCCUCGCCUACCAAGGCUUCAUGUGGUGGGCGUCGGCGGGCGAGCAACCCGCAUAUACAGCCUCGGAGCGGGACAGGGACCGCGAUCUGCUCGGGGAUCUCUCUGACUACCACGAGGGCCUCCAAACAGCCAUCAUCGCGUACUUUCACCGCUCCACCACGCUCCUCCUCAUCAUCUUAAAUGAGCUGGUAGAGCGGCAGGACGAGGAGGGCGAGGAGGACGAGGGAUUGGUGGUGGAUAGGGACGAGGUUAGUAGGAUGGGGCUGGAUACUUGGAGCGAGGCGGAUCGGGCGUUCUUGCAGGAGCUGUUGUGGAUGUACUUUGGACGGGUGGCGGAUGUGGAGGGGAGGACGUUGGAGUGCUGUGGGUGUAGGAUACCUGUCUUUUAG